GGAAAAGUAGUUUUGGUGACCGGAAGUAGUUCUGGAAUCGGAGAGGGGAUCACUAAACUAUUCUCUAUAUUAGGGGCCAAUGUUGUGGUCACCGGUAGGAAAGAAGCGGAUGUCCAGAGAGUUGCAAAAGAGGUUCAGGAAUUGUCGCCAAAGAAACUGAAGCCAUUAGAAGUGGUCGGAGAUCUCACCAAAACUGAAGUCAUCAAUACUUUGAUCACAAAUACUAUUAACACAUUUGGAAAGUUAGAUGUUUUGGUUAAUAACGCCGGUAUAUAUCCGACGACAAACAUCACCCAAAAAGACUUAAUGCAAGUCUGGGAUCAGAUUUUCAGUAUUAAUUUGAGAGCAGUCGUCGAACUAAUCCACGAAUCGGUUCCACAUUUGGAGAAAACUAACGGCACUAUCAUUGAUAUCUCGAGUGUCGGUGCCAUUGAACCGCUUACAUUCAACCUGGCGUACGGACCGGCAAAGGCCGGCUUAGAUAUGUUGACUCGAGUACUGGCCCUUGAAUUGGGAUCCAAAGGCAUUCGUGUCAACACUAUUAACCCUGGAGCGAUACAAGUUACCGAAAAGGUUGAUCCCCUAUACGAAAAAGCAAAGCAAAUAACACCACUCAAGCGAUUGGGACAACCAUUAGAUAUCGCUAAAGCCGUGGCAUUCCUGGCCUCAAGUGAUGCCUCAUUCAUAACCGGCGCUAAUCUGGUGGUCGACGGAGGAGUUGUCUAUAAUAUGGGAGCUUAUAAUACUUUAUCCCCUAAU
Oppiella nova is the source of this 759-nucleotide messenger RNA. The record is from the annotation of a GenBank genome assembly. NCBI's taxonomy places the organism in Eukaryota, Metazoa, Arthropoda, Arachnida, Sarcoptiformes, Oppiidae.